Microplitis demolitor is the source of this 3611-nucleotide messenger RNA. RefSeq lists its product as uncharacterized. The coding region runs from base 568 to 3219 and encodes 883 amino acids. The transcript has 6 exons. The record is from RefSeq and is a predicted model, not a curated record. NCBI's taxonomy places the organism in Eukaryota, Metazoa, Arthropoda, Insecta, Hymenoptera, Braconidae.
AUAUCUCCAUCGGCUGUUUGUUAUUUAAUAUUUAUUUUGUCUGGCCGUUAAGUCUGUACAGUGUUUGUUUGUGAUUUCGUAUACGGGGUAAGUAUUAUAUCCUAUGAUCUUUACUUUGUGAGAUAUUUUAUUUUUUCGGUCUGGCGCGUAUGGCGCCUCUGGGUUACUCUUACAGGGAAAGAGGAGAGAAAGGGAAGAAGGACCGAAGCUUAGUCCACAUUGACGUCACAGUUGGACUUCUUCUGUAAUAGCUAGCACAGCACGUGGUUCUAUAUGUAAUAGCUUUGUGUUAAAAUUUUCAGUAUCAUUUAGUAUUCGCUUAAAGUAAGCACGAAAUAUAAUAUAUUCCAAAAUCAUUAUAACUUUAUUUUUUUAAUUAUUUUUUUGAAUCAACUUUUUUCUUGAUUUCAUAUAGUUUCAGUUUUUUAAGUGUACAUUAGUCGUUAAUAUUUUUAUAAAAACAAAACUUUGGUGAAUUAAUUGUAUUAUUAAGAAGAUCGAUAAUAAUUUUAAUCUCUUUCCGAAUUUACUAUUAUUUUCUAUAAAUUUAACAAAAACUAUCAAGAAAUGCAUCCUCAAAAGCGUCGAGGUCCAUAUCAAUUAUACUUAAAUCGUGGUGGUGACGGUGUAAUGCCUCGUUCAACUUUUUAUGAAAAAUUAAAACAGCUUCGUGGAACUUUGUCAGAUGUAGAUACUGAAGCUCCUGUGGAAACUGUCAAUAAUUUGCUUUCUCCUGCUGUAAAUGUUGCCGAAAACGUACAAUCAUCUAUCGAAAAUGUAUUUGAAAAUAUUCAGCCUACUUAUCAGCAAAGUAGAAAUUAUUUUAACCCAGACCAGAAUUUAUUUGAUGAGGAGAACAAUGAAGAAAAUCAACGUCAUGAAAAUUCAUGGUUUUAUGAUGACUAUGAUGAACAAACAGAAUAUGAUGAAAUAUGGUUUGAUACUGAAGAAUCGCCACAAAGUGAAAAUCAUUUUGAAGAUAUUAAUAAUGAACGUGAUGAAUAUCAAAGUCAUGAAAGCAGUACUGGUGAAAGUUACCAUCAACCUCUUUGUAAUUGUACGUCUGUAACGCGAGGAGAAGCUUUUUUGAUGACUCUUUUGUUAGGAGUUGAACAUUCACUUACGUGGAAAACUAUGACAGCAAUAUUAUCAAUGAUUAAUACGUUGUUCGGUAAGAACGUCGUUCCGGCAACAAAAUAUAAAAUUUUCAAAACGUUACAGCAAAAUGAAGAAAUUAUAACGUACCAUUUAUUUUGUGACGAUUGUUUAUUUUACGUUGGUGCCCGAAAUAACUCAAAUAUUAAAGGGAUAAUAUGUGAAAAUUGCGGUGAUAUGGAUCAACCCCCCAAUAUUUCCUUUUUUAUAACGCUUAACAUGGCAGCACAAUUGAAGACAAUAUUUCAAGAUUUAGAAGUGCAACAAAUAUUAAUAAAACGUUUUGAAAAUGCUGGAAAAAGUUCGAAUAAAAAUACCAUCGAGAAUAUUACCGAUGGAAAAAUCUAUAAAAAAUUAUCUACAGAAAAUAAUCCUUUAUCCGACAGUUUCAAUUUUUCUUAUACAUUUAACACUGAUGGUUGUCAAGCAUCUAAAUCAAGCAAAGUCUCUACUUGGCCAAUAUACGCAAUCAUCAAUGAAUUACCUCCUAAACUUCAAUCUAAACACAUGAUUAUAUCUAGCAUAUGGGUUAGUAAGAAGGAACCAAACAUGCAACUUUUUCUUAAACCAUUUGUUAUGCAAGCGAAUGAAUUAGCUGAUAAAGGUAUUGAAUGGAAAUUAGGAGACAGAAUAAUUACUAGUAAAUUUGUACCAGUGUGUGCUGUUGUUGACUCGGUGGCUAGAUGUAAAAUGUUAAACAUGAAGCAGUAUAAUGGUACAUAUGGUUGUACUUUCUGUGAACAUCCUACAGAAUCUGUUGACGGAUAUAGAAAAUACACCAUAUCUACGAAUAUUCCCAAAGAUCGAACUGAUGAAUCAAUAAAAGAGAAUAUGAAUCUUGCAGGUCAGAGUGAAUUUGGCAGAGAUGUUAUGGGUGUUUGGGGGCCUUCACCAUUAAUGAAUUUAAAAUACUUUGACAUUGCUAAUGGAAUGUCACCGGAUUAUAUGCAUUUCAUUUUAUUGGGCACAGUAAAACAGCAUACAGAAAUUGUAUUAUCCUCAUUCGACAAAGAAUACUACAUUGGUAAUCCAAACCAGCUACAAAUUAUAAAUGAGAGACUUAUGAGUUUCAAACACCCAACAUGUAUAACUCGAUCACCAAGACACAUAACGGAGAAAGAAAUGUGGAAAGCAACUGAGUGGCGGUCAUGGCUACUUUUUUAUUCAUUAAUUUGCUUAAAAGGAAUCCUUCCUGAAAAAUAUUUAAAUCAUCUUGCUUUACUAGUAGAAGCAAUGAAUAUUUUGUUAUCUGAAAAGAUAGAUAAAAAAGAGUUACGAAUAGCUGGUUUUUUGCUAAUCAGAUAUGUAACAUUUUAUCAAGAAUAUUUUGGGAAAGGAGCUAUGACAUACAACAUUCAUUUGCUUUUACAUAUGGAAAAAAGUGUAUCAAAUCUAGGACCAUUAUCAUGUCAUAACACCUUUACUUUUGAAAACGAAAACCACUUUGUAUUAAAAAUGGAAAAGAGUCCGACCCAUCUACCUAUUCAGGUUGCUAGAAGGUAUAUAUUCCAGAAGUCACUGCCAUCAUUUGAAAGCAAAUUAAUUAAAAGCAAUGGUUUUAAAACGUUUUGUGAAAGAAACUUGACUGGGCGGUUGAAAAAUACUUUUAAAGUAAACGAAUGUACUUUGAUAGGCAGAGGCAAAGCAUAUGAAUUAAACAUUAUGGAAAGGGCACUAGUAAAUACUACGGGAAAAUGUCGAUCAUUCAACAAAUUUAUUUAUAACAAUAAUCGUUAUACUUCGAGUAACUACCGCUUAUGUCAAAAAAUAAACGAUUCUUUGAUAAUACUUAAAAAUGGAAAGAUGGGUGUAAUAAAAGAAAUUUGCUAUUUUGACACAAAUGAAAGUGACAAACAAAUUUAUAUAUUUUAUGAAGAACUAAUAGGACGGAAGAAAUAUUUUCACUCAACAAAGCAGAUUACAGUUCAUAAUAUUGAAGAAUGUACACCUACCGUUAAUCUACAAGUGUGCAAGCCAGAGAUGAUAAUGGAGCCAUGCAUGUUAACAGAAGUAAACAAUCAAUAUUACAUUAUUAAAAUUCCGCGAGGAUGUUAUAAUGAUUAAGAAAAAUAUAAAUAUGUCGGUAAUUCAUGAACUAUAAAAAAAAAAUAAAUGGUAUCUUAAAAUUGAAAGUACAUCAGAAAAUGAAGAUUUUGGUACCAAUCCGAGUUCCGAAUGAUAUUAAGCUUACAAACUAAUCAACGGAUUUUUAAGCACAAUAAUUAUUUUUGUAGGAAAUUUAACCCGCUAUAAAUGAAGUCUCUUAUCAUUUUUUGAUAAUUCCGUCUGUUCAAAAGUGAUUGGAGAUCGCAGUCGAGUGACAGUAAAUUUCGAGAAAAGAAAAUAACGUUGUUUUUUGACACACCACUCUGAUAUAUACAUAUAUAUAUUGCGAAAUUUAGUUUUCUGUAAGAAAAUCUUCUUUUGUUAAACUUACAUAAAGAUAAUUAUUUGAA